CCCUGUCCCCCUGUGCGAAGUCAGGCUGUAUCCACCCUGGCCUCCUCCUCAGGCCGCAGGGCCUUCCCUUGCUCCUGGGGGUUUCCAGAAUCCUCUGCCCACGCCGUCUCACCCCCCGCAGGAGCUCCUGGAGUCCAGGCUGAAGGCCCUGAAGAGUGACCUGGAGGACUAUGAGGUGUUUCGCUCCACGGAAGAGAAGGAGAGCAAGGAGCUCCUGAAGCAGAUGGCAGCCGAGCGAGAGAAGGUGGGGGCAGAGUUCCAGGCCCUGCGGGCCUUCCUGGUGGAGCAGGAGGGCCGGCUCCUGGGCCGCCUGGAGGAGCUGUCCCGGGAGGUGACACAAAAGCAGAACGAGAACCUGGCCCAGCUGGGGGGCGAGAUCACCCAGCUGUCCAAGCUCACCAGCCAGAUCCAGGAGACGACUAGCAAGCCCGACCUUGACUUUCUGCAGGAAUUUAAAAACACACUAAGCAGGUGCAGCAACGUGCCGGCCCCCAAGCCAAGCACAGUCUCUUCUGAGAUGAAGAAUAAAGUCUGGAACGUUUCCCUCAAGACCUUUGUCUUAAAGGGGCUGCUCAAGAAGUUCAAAGAGGACCUUCGUGGAGAGCUGGAGAAAGAGGAGAAAGUUGUGUGCAGGGGUGAGGGGAAGCAGGAAGAAACCGAGGACAAGGGAGGUGGUUCUUACUCCUGCGGAAUUCUGGUGGAGCUGACCUUGGACCCGGACACGGCCAACCCCCGCCUCAUCCUCUCGCUGGAUCUUAAGAGCGUGCGCCUCGGACAGCGGGCCCAGGACCUGCCCAACCACCCGCGUCGCUUUGAUACCAACACGCGAGUCCUGGCGUCCUGCGGCUUCUCCUCCGGGCGGCACCACUGGGAGGUGGAGGUGGGCUCCCAGGACGGCUGGGCCUUCGGAGUGGCCCGCGAGAGUGUGCGCCGCAGUGGGCAGUACUGGGCCGUGACCAGCCCCGAGCGGACACCCCUCAGCUGCGGCCACCUGUCCCGUGUGCGGGUGGCGCUGGACCUGGAGGUGGGGGCCGUGUCCUUCUACGCUGUGGAGGACAUGCGCCACCUCUACACCUUCCGUGUCAACUUCCAGGAGCGUGUGUUCCCCCUUUUCUCCAUCUGCUCCACAGGCACCUACCUGCGCAUCUGGCCUUGAGAGACACUGCCCGGGCCCCCAGAGGGAGGGGGCCGUCCAGGGUGCAGCCUUCUCCUGGCCACCCCUGGGAAAGGACGGAAGCUCCGGCCGGGCUUCCUGCUCACGUUGGGUCUGCCCUUCACCCUUCCUGCCCCCGGCUGCCUUAGGCUUCAGGAGACCAAGCAGCAGAGGCAGGAAGGCCUUGGCCCCCAGGGCCUGUCCCCUUCCUGGCAUGUGGCUUUGGUACCAGCUGCUCAGGGGGUGAGGACAGGAGCCCAGCUGUCGACAGGGCUGCUUCCUGUCCGGGGGCUCACUGCUCAGACUCAGCAGCGCCUCUGGCUCCCUGGAGCAGCACCAAGCCCUGGGCCUCUGUCGGCCUCAGUUGCAAGGGGCAUAUUUGGGGCCAGGCCGGCCAGGUUCAUGAUCACUUCUGUUUUGCCUUCUUGUCAGCUGCCAGCUGCCUUCAGGGACCUGAGUCCAGCUGGCUCACCACACCGUCUACUCAGGGAGGAGCACUGUGCUCCCAGCUCAGAGGACAGUCUGGGCCAGAACUGGAAGCAGAGGGAAAAGCCCCAGACGACACUAUGUAGGCAUGGCUACCCUCUGACACCCAGGAACUGAUGAUCUUCGGCCACAGUGGCGGCCACGUGUUCUCACAGAUGCCUAAACCCCUCUCAAGUGCCAAAGUGCAGUCUCCCUGGGUAAGGAGACAGAAGGUUCUGGAAUUCUGAAAUACCGGAGAGCACUUACAGUUUUACAGGUGCCGCUAGCACCAGCGUGGAAGUGCAGAGCAGAAGCAUGCCCCUGGCGGAUUCUUUCUGGAACUUGCCGAACGUGUGCCACCAGCAGAGGACCCUGGUGGCUGUAAGGCUGGGCUUCUGGGAGGGUGGUGGGGGGCUGUUCCUUGCGUAGUGCUCCCCGGGAAUGGAACUAGAGAUGGAAAUACAGACUACGAGUUCGUUUCUACA
Messenger RNA from Myotis brandtii (Brandt's bat), 2103 nucleotides. RefSeq names its product tripartite motif containing 7 (gene TRIM7). NCBI's taxonomy places the organism in Eukaryota, Metazoa, Chordata, Mammalia, Chiroptera, Vespertilionidae. The coding region runs from base 224 to 1156 and encodes 310 amino acids. Gene Ontology annotation, molecular function: protein binding. The transcript is spliced from 7 exons. The record is from RefSeq and is a predicted model, not a curated record.